AUCCCGGAAGUAAACAGAGCAGGCUGAGAGGUGCGUCACAGCCCGGAGCUCAUAACGCCGCCGCUGUCCCAGCUCUCUAUCCCGGUCUGUCCCGCUCUAACCCGCUCUAUCAGGAGCAACAUGUCGGUGACCGUGAAGGCCUACCUGCUGGCCAGAGACGAGUCCGUGAAGGAGGUCCGGAGGUUCACGGUGGACCAGGAGGUGUCCUCCAGCUACGAGUACCUGAACCGGAAGACCACCAGCGUGUUCACUCACCUGAAGAGCAUCCACCUGUUCUACAAAGAUGAAGAUGAUGACCUGGUGGCGUUUUCCUCUGAUGAUGAACUGAUGAUGGGUCUCACCUGUAUGAAGGAUUCCACCUUCCGCCUCUACAUCAAAGAGAAGAAGGAGAACCGUCGAGACUUUCCUCUCCACGCCUUCCCUCCCUUCACCUUCGGCCACCCUCCUCCUCCACCUGGAGCUCCUCAGGCUCCGCCCCACCACAUGGCCCCGCCCCCACUGCACCGUGAUGUCACCUGUGACGGCUGCGAGGGUCCCGUGGUCGGAACCCGCUUUAAGUGUUCCGUGUGUCCCAACUACGACCUGUGUUCGUCCUGCCAGGCUCGAGGGACGCACACCGAGCACGCUCUGCUGCCCAUCUGGCACCCGCUGCAGUGGUUCCCUCGAGGGAAGUGGAUGAAAAGGAUGAGACACUGCAUGUGGAACCAGAACCUGAACCUGAACCAUGCUCAGGACCAGGACCAGGACCAGGACCAGGAUCAGGACAAGACCGGAACCUCCAGACCUGCUACUGACAGCAGCGCCCCCUCUGCCUCACAGGCCAACGUGGACUACCUGAUGACCAUCGGCGAGGGCGUAGCGGCCAUGUUGAACCCGCUGGGUAUCGAUGUGGACAUCGAUGUGGAGCACGAGGGCCAGAGGUCAAAGGUGACCCCUUCCCCUCAGGGUGGGGUGGAGGCAGAGGUGGGCGGAGCCAGCAGUGAGGGGUCAAAGGUCAGUUCAUCACCUGUGUGACGUUGUACAGGUGAUCUGUCUGACCCGGUCCAUGCUCUUCAGGUGUGCAGAGACUCCGAUGAGGAGUGGACUCACCUGAGCCCCAGAGAGGUCGACCCCUCCACCGGAGAGCUGCAGUCCCUGCAGCCCAGGGACCAGGACCGGGACCAGGACCGGGACCAGGACCAGGACCAGGACCAGGGUCCCCUGUCGGGACAGCAGGGUCCAACAGGUCUGAGGGAGGCGGCUCUGUACCCUCACCUGCCUCAAGAGGCGGACCCCCGUCUGGUGGAGUCCCUGUCUCACAUGCUGUCGAUGGGUUUCACCGAUGAAGGCGGCUGGUUGACUCGUCUCCUUCAGGCCAAAAACUUCGACAUUGGUGCGGCGCUCGACGCCAUCCAGUAUGCCAAACAGCCCCGCCCACAGCAGCCCUGAUGAUGUCAUCAUGAUGUCACCGCUGACAUCACCGAUAAUAAACAACAGAUGAUUUAUACUACAGUCAGAUGGUCUUCUUGUUUCCUGUAAUCUGUGUUUCAAUCUGCCCUCUAUUUUAUCAUUAAUCAAUACUUACACUCAUUAAUCAAUACUUACACUCAUUAAUCAAUACUUACACUCAUUAAUCAAUACUUACACUCAUUAAUCAAUACUUACACUCAUUGAUCAAUACUUACACUCAUUAAUCAAUACUUUGUUUCAUUGAAUAGUGUGUACUGCGGUUUUGUGUUAAUCUGAACAAUAAAACAUG
Messenger RNA from Anoplopoma fimbria (sablefish), 1738 nucleotides. RefSeq names its product sequestosome 1 (gene sqstm1). NCBI's taxonomy places the organism in Eukaryota, Metazoa, Chordata, Actinopteri, Perciformes, Anoplopomatidae. Gene Ontology annotation, biological process: endosome organization; mitophagy; aggrephagy. The record is from RefSeq and is a predicted model, not a curated record. Gene Ontology annotation, cellular component: amphisome; aggresome. Gene Ontology annotation, molecular function: K63-linked polyubiquitin modification-dependent protein binding; zinc ion binding; protein kinase C binding.